AUGUCUAAAUCCUCAAUCGGCUUCGUCGGCCUAGGCGCCAUGGGCUUUGGAAUGGCCACACAUCUCGUGAAAGAGGGCUACCCAGUACACGGCUUCGAUGUGUUCCCAGCCUCGGUAGAGCGCUUCAAGACCGCAGGCGGAGUCCCAGCAUCAUCACUUCAGGACUCAGCCAAGGAUAAGGAUUUCUAUGUUUGCAUGGUAGCCUCAGCGCCGCAAGUGCAGAGCGUCCUUUUCGGGGAUGAGGCCCUCCCCCAAAACGCAACCCUCCUUCUCUGCUCCACCGUCCCAGCAUCCUACGCCCAAUCCGUCGCCGCAGAGCUCGCCUCCCUCGGCAGAAGCGAUAUAUCCUUCAUCGAUGCACCGGUGUCCGGUGGCGCGCUCCGCGCCGCAGCCGGCACUCUAUCAAUUAUGGCCGGUGCACCGGACGCCGCGCUGGAGAAAGGCCGGUUCCUACUACAGGAGAUGUCAGACGCGAAUAAGCUGUACCUUGUCCCCGGCGGGAUCGGCGCCGGUAGUAAUAUGAAGAUGGUGCACCAGGUACUGGCGGGUAUCCAUAUUCUUGGUGCUAGUGAAGCUCAAGGCUUUGCAGCGCAGCUGGGAUUAGAUGCUGUGAAGACGGCCGAGGCGAUUAAGUCUAGUCCGGCUUGGAGUUGGAUGCAUGAGAAUAGGUUGCAGCGCAUGCUAGAUGAGGAUUGGCAUCCUGGUGCUAGUGCUUUGACUAUCAUUCUUAAGGAUGUGGGGAUUAUCACAACUUCUGCGCGCCAAAGUCAAUUCCCGACUCCACUUUGCUCCACUGCCGAGCAGGUUUAUUUGUCGGCUUUGUUGCAGGGAUAUGGGCCUGUUGAUGACUCGUCUAUGGUGCGACAAUACUUUGCUGAGCCGAUUAUGAAGGUCGCCUCUACGAAGUCUGAGGAGGAGAUGGCGGAGGCGCUGCAGCUGGUGUUGGAUUUGAUGGAGGUGACGAACCUUGUUGCGGCUGCGGAAGCUAUUUCAUUUGCGCGCUAUCUCAAGGUCGAUUUGAAGCAGUUUUAUACUCUUGUUGCUGAUGCUGCUGGUGCUAGUCGGCAAUUUAUGACGAAGGGAUUGGAGAUUAUUGAGGGGCUUGGAGAGGGUGCAAAUGGGGAAUCUGAAACUCUUGAUGGGGCUAGUUCUCGUCUGGAGAAGGCUGUGCAGAAGGCGCGUGAUCUGCACUGUCCUUUGAAUCUUGGAAAUGCUGCCUUAAGUGUGUUAUUCCUGGCUAAGAAGUCUGGGUUAGGGGCUGAGGGGAGUGCUAGUGUGGUAAAAGCUUUUGAACAAUAG
Molecule: messenger RNA, 1299 nt
Organism: Penicillium expansum
Lineage: Eukaryota; Fungi; Ascomycota; Eurotiomycetes; Eurotiales; Aspergillaceae
Product: NAD(P)-dependent oxidoreductase
Exons: 3
Coding region: 1-1299 (432 amino acids)
Molecular function (GO): NADP binding; NAD binding; oxidoreductase activity
Source: RefSeq, a predicted model, not a curated record